Molecule: messenger RNA, 507 nt
Organism: Medioppia subpectinata
Lineage: Eukaryota; Metazoa; Arthropoda; Arachnida; Sarcoptiformes; Oppiidae
Source: the annotation of a GenBank genome assembly
GGUGUCUUGUGGGCAAUUGGAUGCCCGGCUCUUACCUCUUCUACAACACAUUCUUCAUGCUAUGCCUGUUGUGGUCAAUGCACUCGAGGGACUCACACGACCCCCUAUUGCUGGCCAUUUUGAUCAACUUAUUGUCCAUCGUAUUGGACGCCAUCACUAUUGGCAUCUACUAUGAAGAGUCCCACAACAGGCCGUGGUUUGGCUUCAGUAUAUUUAUGGCCAUCACAAAUCUGCUGCUCCGGCCGAUCACAUCGCUUGUGCUGUUGCGCGUAUACAACGAACGAAACGGCCGGUACUCCACGUUUGGUAUCCCCGGUUUGGGUGGCCUUAACCCGUCGGGUGGCGGCGCCGGUAUGUUUGGCACCGGCGGAGGCCCGGGUGGUCGCGGCUCCUAUGAGAACAUCGAUGGGGCGGCCGCUGGUGGCGGAGCCCCCCGGCAGGCGGUGCCCAGUCCUAUACACGAUCUCGAGGCCAAUAACUAUAAGUGAAGGGCACAGAGGGGUCGGG